Molecule: messenger RNA, 2103 nt
Organism: Antechinus flavipes (yellow-footed antechinus)
Lineage: Eukaryota; Metazoa; Chordata; Mammalia; Dasyuromorphia; Dasyuridae
Product: endogenous retrovirus group K member 8 Gag polyprotein-like
Exons: 1
Coding region: 1-2103 (700 amino acids)
Biological process (GO): viral process
Molecular function (GO): zinc ion binding; structural molecule activity; nucleic acid binding
Source: RefSeq, a predicted model, not a curated record
AUGGGGACUAACUUAUCUAAAGAACAGGCCUUUAUUAAGGACCUUAAGAGUAGCCUUAGAGAAAGAGGAGUAAAAAUUAAGAAAAAGGAUCUUGUUCGGUUUUUCCUUUUCAUUGAUGAUGUCUGUCCCUGGUUCAUUGUCAACGGCCCUGAAAUCCACCCUGCUAAGUGGCAAAAGGUGGGACGGGAUCUUAAUAACAAGUUGAAAACCGAAGGGCCCGAAUCCGUACCCAUUCAUGUUCUUUCCUAUUGGAAUCUGAUCAAUGACAUUGUAGAAUAUGCCUCCCUUGAUGGGGGUACACGACAGUUACUCAUUUCUGCAGAGUCCUGUCUCCGCCUUUUGUCCCGUGCGGCAUCCACCCAGUCUCUCCAAAAAACAGGGAAGCCGUCUUCACCACCUCCGUCAGGGAUCAUUGAGAUCCCUUCCGUCACACCCAAGUCUAUCUACCCCCCACUUCCCAAAGAAGGGACUCCCCCCGUAGAAAGCAAUCUCGCAUACCCCGUCUUCCCCGCCGCUGAACCUAAACUCCCUGUGAAAAAUGAAAGUGAAACUCAGGAUGCCCUUAGCUCCUCAAACGUUGCUGAAUUAGAAAGCGAGGCCGCAGGGUAUAUUCCACCUCCUCACAGCUUGCCCCUUCUUACCGCCCCGAUACUUAACCCCCCUGUCAUCCCGGCCAUUGAUCUCAUCACAGCUAUGCAAGACUUAACUGAAAAAGUAAAAAACCUCCAAGAAGUUCUAGACUUACAAACUCAAUAUCUACAAAUGAUGAACGAACUCUCGGCAUUACAACAAUCUUUACAAAGAACUCUCUCCCUCCCUGUGUCAGGGUAUCAGAGACAAUUACCCAAAGCGGUGAGACCCUUGAAGAAUAAGAAAAACCCCUCCUCACUCACAAAAAUUAAAAACCCCGCUCCUGCACAGCUCGCCUUCCCUGAGUUAAGAAGCCAGAAAACCUCAGUGGCACCAAAGGAGACAGAGGAGGAAGGGGGGGAGGAAGGGGAGGCGGAAGCUUCAGGGGAAGAAGAAGGAGUAACAGAAAGUAGUGAUCAGGAUAGUGAAGCAGAAAUUGACGUAGGGGAAGGUGGUCAAUUUAAAAGCAUAAAGUUCAAAAGCAUAAAAGAUUUACAUUCAGCAGUGAAGGCUUAUGGCCCUAAUGCCCCCUUUACCUUGUCUGCUCUUGAAGCAAUCGGACAAGGAGGGUAUUUAUUACCCGGGGAGUGGAUAAGAGUGGUUCAGGCAGUCCUAUCCAGAGGACAGUUUCUCUCCUGGAAAGCCGACUUUUUUGAUAGAUGCGAAGCGGCUCAAAAAAAUAACCUCAGGACCGCUUCCACAAAGUCGUGGACAUUUGACAAGAUAGCGGGCCAAGGCAAAUAUGCUGCCGAAUCUAAACAACGGCACUUGCCCUUAGGACUUCUGGCACAAACGGCUGCCGCCGCUACCGGCGCUUGGAGAGCUCUCCCUCCAACAGGGUCACCCUUCGUGCCCCUAAAUAAAGUCUUGCAGGGAAACCAAGAAGACUUUUCUGAAUUUGUUAGUAGAUUGCUUGAAACUGCUGAACGGACAUUGGGAGCAGAAGCAGCCAAUGAUCAAAAUGUUAAGAGAUUAGCCUAUAUGAAUGCUAAUGCACCCUGCCGUGCCGUGCUUCGCGGUCAGUGGAAGGAGAAAACCUUAAAUGAUAUGAUUAAGCUCUGCAGAGAUAUUGACCCUGCCUCUACAAAGAUGUCUCAGGCAGUUCACUUAGCUAUCAGCGCCACGUUUCAAAACGGGGCUCCUAGAACAUGCUUCAAAUGCGGCAUGGAAGGACACUUUGCUAAACAAUGUCCAGCAAACCUCGCCGCUAAUCCUGCCCGUCGCGCGGCCCCUACCACCCCUUGCCCCAAGUGCAAAAAAGGCUUUCACUGGGCCAAUACUUGCCGAUCCACACAUGACGUGGCCGGGAAUCCUAUUCCCCCUCCUUCGGGAAAUGGCAAGCGGGGUCAACCCCGGACCCCUCAAGGAUCUGCACAGCCAGCCACGGGGACCAACCUGCCCUCCCACAACUAUACCGGGCAACUGCAGGGAGCGCAGGGGUGGACCUGUGUGCCACCGCCCACACAAUAUUAA